GGCAGAUUGAGUGAGUGAGGCAAGUCUCAUAUGUUAGAGAGCGGAUCUAUCAGAAACAUUUAGAUAUAUACCUUGUUUACUUUUUUUUCCAAUUGAAUUCAAUUCAAUGACUCUUAUUUCAUUGGAUGAAAAGACGCCCGGUGCGCCUGUCGUGGAUGUGGAGCCCGUUCAACUUCAGUUUGAUGUCAAUGGGUCGUUACAAAGACUACUUGUACAAAAUGAUAUCAUGUACUUAAUAUUGACCCUGUCAGUUUAUAGAAUUGAUCUUUCAAAUCCUUCGGAAGUACGGCAUGUGGAAUUGGUACAGCAGGGUGGGUCGUCAUUGAGGAUAACAAAUGCGUGGCUUCAUCCCAAUGGUGCACAUCUUAUUUGUCAGGUGAACCAUACAACGUACUAUUAUUUGAAUGAGCUGUAUGUUCGAUUCAAGAUUCUCCCAAGAUUUAAAGGCUUGAAGAUAAAUUGUAUGGCGUUCCCAGACGGUGAUAGAGCUGUUUCCGGUGAUUUCCUAAGCGGUACUAAAGAUGGUGCUGUAUAUAUCUGUCUGUUAAAAUCUCAUGAUCCACUGGUUCAUGAGAGCAAGCGUGAUGAUAAGUAUGUGAAACAGGCAUAUCAAGCACUGUCAUCACAAAGUGGGAACACUUCAGUGUCUCAAUUGAUGUUUUCCAAGGACGAUCUGUUAGUUGUUGCCUUGGUUGGUGACUCACUUUACACAUGGCUGGUGGCUGGCCACUCAUACCAAGUCUUGAUCAAGUCUUUAAAAACCACACCAACGACUGUCAAGAUUGGACAAGCAAUAUUUACAACCAGGGAUUCGUCUUAUACAAUAAUCAAUCCAUCAACCAAUGCAAUUUACACUAAUGAUCAAGAUUUGAAUCUUGCACAAGUUGACAAAUUCCCCGUUUCAGGAGAAGAUGGACUUUCUCACUCACCAGCUUUGAGCUCAGUUAUAUCUACUCGUCAUUAUCUUAUGGCAUUAUCUACCAAACAUGACAAGAUUCAUCUUUUGGCAAAACUUUCUAAUGAUACAACCAGUUCACACGAUCUUACAGUUCAAGGCAAGGUCAUUGGCAUCACAGCAGAUAAUACUGCCAAUACCUAUUGGUUGUACACACAUUCCAACAUAUACGAGGUUGUUCUUUCAAAUGAAUCAUCUGCAGUAUGGUAUAAUUAUUAUCAAAUGGGAAUGUACGAAGAGGCACUCACUUGUUUAGAGAAGAACUCUGCAAAUGCAAGCAAGCGUGAUCUCGUAUUGAUCAAGCUGGGUUAUAAUUCGCUUCAAAAGGGUGGGUUUGGAAUUGAUUAUAGUGAAGAUAUAGACCCUGAAUUGUUUCUCCUUCAGGUUAAGGGGAUUCGAAUUCUUGCUCAACUGUCUGAACCAUUUGAAAAGGUUUGCUUGAUGUUGAUGUCUUUGCAGCAUGAUGGCACUGAUUUAUCAUCAACAACAUCUUCCACGGAUGCACGAACAAAGAGUUCAUUGUCCGAGAAGUUACUAGUUGAAUAUCUCUUGGUGAAAUUCCAACAAGCAAAAUUAGAAAAGAAUAAAAUUCGAACGGUAGUACUUUCUUCAUGGAUCAUUGAAAUGAUGCUUCGUUUGGUAUACAAAAAGGAAGAGGAGAAUUCAAAAUUUGAAUCGUUUUUAGCGUCUAACUAUAAACAUUUAGAUUCUAAAACGGUUUACCAAAUUAUCAUGGGAUAUAACUACCCGCUGAAACUUAUUUAUUAUGCUGAAUUAAUUGAAGAUUUUGAAUUCAUAUUGAAUUAUUAUGUGGAUCUUGAAGAUUGGACUAAUUCUUUGAAGACUUUGGUCAAGAUAUACACUGACGGUGAUCGAGAAUUGAUCUUUAAGAAGGCCACAGUACUUCUUGUAAAUGCGCCCAAGGCAACGGUUGAUAUUUGGUUGAAGUUUAAUGAGUUGGAUUAUGAAAAAUUACUUCCAGCAAUUUUGACUUAUAAUAAGAACAAUAUUAAUAUUAAACUUGAAGAAAACCAAACUAUCAAGUUCUUACUGAGGGUUAUAUAUGAUAAAGGGGUAAAGAAUAAAAUCAUUAACAAUUAUUUUUUAUGUCUCCUUGUGACGUACCCCACUGAGGAUAAGGAACAAGUUAAUCGAUACAUGGUCAAGGUGUUGAAAAGAAUUAAACAAGACGGUAGUCUGCAAGCAUAUGACGCCAAUUUUAUUCUUCGGCAAUGUCUUCAAAACAAUCACUAUCAUCCAGCAAUUAUAAUUCUUAUCAACGAUAUGCAACUUUUUGAACAAGCUUUAGAACUCUCAUUGGAUUAUGACUUAACUGAGCUUGCUCAAUUUGUGCUCAGAAAGUACGAUGAUUAUCUAUUUGAUCGUGUUUCAAAAGAUGAGGAUAUGUUUGAAUUUACUGAUCAUGAGCAAGAUCUUAAGUUUGUUGGGAAAGUAAAGAUUGAAGAGGAAAGUUUCAGUUCGAGGAAAAAAUUAUGGACAAUGUUUCUGAAAUAUUUAAUUAAUGGCGUUUGUAAUGGGAAAUCAUUUGCCUUUCUUGAUGAUAUGUCAAGUGAGUCGGAAGACAUCAAAACUGAAUCUGAAACGGAAAAGGAGUCUAAAUCUAAAGGUAAACCCACCAAUUCUAUUUCAGAUAUAACUCUGGGUCUUGUGGAAAGUAUGACCAAUGGUCCUACCAAUAACAGUAUCAAGUUCAAUCUGUCCAAGAUAAGUUGUCUUUUGAAAUAUUUACUCAGUGCAUCAUAUGAUAGCAAAACCAAUUCUAAUGUUCUUAGUUUGAAAGAUUUACUCCCACUCUUCCCAGAAUCAGUAAUGAUUAAUAAUUUCAAAACGGAAAUCAUUCAAUCUUUGAACCAAUACAAUAGUAAAAUCAAUCAAUUGUCAUAUGAAAUGCAAGAAUCGUUAAACAUUUCACAAGCAUUGAAGAAACAAGUGAGAGAAUCUCAGGAAACAUCUAACAAGGGUCGUAUACAUACAGUCGUUGAACCUGGAGAACCAUGUCAACUCUGUGGAGAGUUGCUUGUUAAUAAGGCAUUUGUAUGUUUCCCCAAUUGCCAGCAUUGUUUCCAUAAAGAAUGUCUUGUCAAAAGUUUCCUUAAACUGAAGGGUGAUUAUCGCUUUAAAAAGAUAUUCCAUAACUUUAAACGCAACCCAACUCUGACCAAUAGAGAAGAACUUGAUGAUCUUUUAUUGAAAGAAUGUGUUCUUUGCAGUGAAGGUAACAUCAAUACAAUAGAUGAUAAUAUAAUUGAUUUGGAGAGUGAUAAGAAAGAGUCAGAAAAAUGGGAUUUAUAGAACAACAGUUG
Molecule: messenger RNA, 3279 nt
Organism: [Candida] anglica
Lineage: Eukaryota; Fungi; Ascomycota; Pichiomycetes; Serinales; Debaryomycetaceae
Source: the annotation of a GenBank genome assembly